Molecule: messenger RNA, 1069 nt
Organism: Chara braunii
Lineage: Eukaryota; Viridiplantae; Streptophyta; Charophyceae; Charales; Characeae
Source: the annotation of a GenBank genome assembly
GUGCCACAUCAGCAGUGCCACAUCAGACACAGUGCCACAUCAGCAACAGUGCCACGUAAGCAGUGCCCCGCCACCAUGACGGGCUCACUUCUGGGCAUGCCAGGCCAACUGGCAAAUGAAUCCAUUGCCGAAUACCGACAACGGUUCGAAACUCAGCUCGCACUAAUCGCGGUUGAGGAACAACGCCAGCUGGCAGUCAAGGCUGCCCAGCAACAGGCUGACGAAGCGGCACCAGCAGAGAAGCUCCGGCUACAAGCCGAAGCAGACGCAGAAUCCCAGGCUCGCCGCAAGGAAGCCCAGGAUAUGCUGCAGCGGCAUGAAACAGCCAGCGUGGACAGACUCAAAUUCUGGCACUUUGAACCCAACGGCGACGACGCGACAUCGAAAGAGCAGCAUAAGGAGUUUCUCUUCAAACUCGUGACACGGCUGUUGUACAAUUGCAACUACCAACAGUCCGAGUUGGAGAAGCAGUACCAGAACCUGACGCAACAGCAUCAGGAGUUGGCGAAGCUCCACCACAUAGUGCAGAGCCACGAGGACGCAACUCGGACACUCAAUGCCCGAAUGCUGGACCUGGAGAACGCUGUACCAGGACCAGCUGCUGGGGCUUCCAGCAGUGCAUCCUCUAGCCGCCAACUAAAGGAAUGCGUUGACCACGUAGUGGCAAUGCUCGACGACAUCAGCACCUUCGCUGCGCCGACCACCAUCAGCAGUCAGCUGCAUAACUUGAAGACCGAGGUCCAGCUGCUGCAGUCGACGAAUGCGGAUGAUAAUCCGAACAUGUACAAGAUGCCAACUUUCCAACUGGACAAGUUCGACGACUACACGCAGCAGGAUCCGAUCCUCUGGUGGGAAGCAUUCACAACGCAACUCAGGAUUCUGCCCGUAGCCAAGCAUGCGUACAUCGGCGCCCUGUUCCUGAACUCAAAGGGCGGAUGCCAGACCUGGUUGAGCCACCUGGCAACCUCUCACGGCGUCGAUGUACCAGACUUGAAGGACAAAAUCACAUGGGAGGAACUGACACGGCUGUAGAAGAAGCGGUUCAUCGUCGACGACGCGCCGACACUCG